CCCCGCAGGUGCUCACCUUUCUAUUUGCGGGACAACUCAGGAUCUUCCCCACAUGAGGUAGCCAAGGUUCAUCUUGGAAGGGGCUAAGGUCCUCUGGUCGCUGCUAAAGGUUGCUUAACUGGUUUGACGGUAUAGGUGCAGUGAUGUAGUUUGAGCUGCUGCUAGGGAGUGGCAAAUCAACGCAUAUAUAAUCGUGGCCGGGGAGGAAAGCUUUUUGGUUCUUUCCAUUCUAUAUACUUUUAACGUUCAUACUCCAAAAAAAUCACAAGUGGACUAGUUCUACAAUCAGCAUUACUCUACAUCUAAUACCUCCAAUUUCUUUUUUCUACAAUCAAAUUCAAUCAAAAUGUCCGGCAACCAGCAGCAGCCCGAUCUCCUUGGAGGUUUGUUAGGCAACUUGGUGGGUGGUUUGACUGAUACUGUUGGCAAAACUGUUGGCGGCGUGACUGGCACUCUCGGCGACACUGUCGGCGGCUUGGGCAAAACUGUCGGAGGCGUUGGCCAGGGCCUCGGUGACACCACCAAGGGAGUUGGCUCGACUGUCCAGGGCGCCACAAGUGGUGGCCAGCAGCAGGGCGAGGAGACCAUUGGCGGAAAGAAGCAGACUGCUCAAAACCCCCUCGGAUUGUAAAUGACUAUCGUUAUGACUGGCUUUCUGAGCUUAUGUCGCAAGCUUCUGUUAUGAUUUUGCAUGGAACCAACUGUUGUGGGAUAUUUCAUGAUACUGGGCUGGGAACUUCUUUUUUGAUUCGUUGAUUGUAUUUUUAUGAAACUUAAGCUUCUUGCUUCAAUGACCACUAUGAAUAAUACGAACGAUUGGUCUUAAAUUAAACUCCUUAUUCUGCCGUG
This is a messenger RNA of Xylona heveae TC161, 849 nucleotides long. RefSeq lists its product as hypothetical. The transcript has 4 exons. Lineage: Eukaryota; Fungi; Ascomycota; Xylonomycetes; Xylonales; Xylonaceae. The record is from RefSeq and is a predicted model, not a curated record. Bases 347 to 631 code for a protein of 94 amino acids.